CUUAAAAAUCUUCAAAAAGGUACAUCGAAGAAAGAUCUUAUAACAUCUCUAUCUGUAGUAAAAGAAGAAACUAUUGCACGUUUAAUAGCUAAUGAAUGUAAACUUGAAUGUGAAAAGGACACAGAACUAAUUUCAAAUCCUUUAAUAAGACAUAUAGCCCCACAUUUACAAGCAGUAACAGCUAGCGAAUUGGUUCAUCUUUUAAAAGCAGAUAUUCUUCAAACUGUAACAGAAUCUGAACAGGAAGAGGAGAUUACAGCAGACACAUUAAUAAAUAAACCGAUUGAAAAUUAUUGUUUAAAAGAAUAGAAGAAAAAAAAAAGAUGCCAGUCCAAGCAUUAUCAGGAAAUGUAUUUCUUUUGGUAACUGGUGCAAGUCGUGGAAUAGGAAGACAAAUUGCAAUUACAUUUGGUUCACUAUUAGGAGGAAAUUCACAUGUUUUGUUACUAGCAACAAACUUAAAUGCCUUAAAAGAAACUGCUAAGAAUAUUUCUUCCAAUGUAUCUGUAGAUACUGUUAGCAUUGAUUUGAGUAAUGCAACAAAAGGUGAAUUACAUGAUGUUAUAAUGCAGUCUUUAAAGAAUAAGACUGUAACACAAUUUGAUCAAGUAGUUGUAGUACAUAAUGUUGGUACCAUGGGAGAUCUCACUAAAAAGACAAAUGAUAUGACUGACAUAAAUAUUUGGCACAGUUAUUAUGAUUUAAAUGUUUUUGUUCCUGCUAUAUUAAAUGGAGUUGUUAUGCAAAUAUUUAAUGAAACUACAAAUACCAAAAAGACAGUUAUAAAUAUUUCUUCAUUACUUGGUUUAAAACCAACAAAGUCAACAGGUUAUUAUUGUACUGGAAAAGCAGCACGUGAAAUGUUUUUCAAAGUAUUUGCAGUAGAAAAUCCAGAAGUAGAUGUAUUGAAUUAUUCACCGGGUCCAGUUGAAACUGAUAUGUAUCAUCAAGUUUGUAACGAAGUUAGUGAUAAAGAAGUAAAAUCACAUUUUAAUGAUCUAUUAACAAAAAGAACCGUUUUAACUUGCGAGCAAACUGUUAAUCGGCUCUUGAAAGUUCUUGAAAGUCACAAAUACGAAUCUGGUGAUCAUGUUGAUUAUUAUGAUGAUUUGUAAUAUUGUAAUAAAAUAUUUAAGAAUUAA
Molecule: messenger RNA, 1142 nt
Organism: Megachile rotundata (alfalfa leafcutting bee)
Lineage: Eukaryota; Metazoa; Arthropoda; Insecta; Hymenoptera; Megachilidae
Gene: Sptr
Product: Sepiapterin reductase
Biological process (GO): tetrahydrobiopterin biosynthetic process
Molecular function (GO): sepiapterin reductase (NADP+) activity
Source: RefSeq, a predicted model, not a curated record